AUGCAGGAGGGCGGACGGGCAGUCAGCGAGGAACCGGAGCCGCCGCAGCCGCCGCCAUCGGCUUCCCGGCUCAACCCGGCACUCCCGCUGCUGCUAGUGCCGCUAUCGCUGCCGCGGCCGCCGCUGCGAACCCGGGGCCCCUGCACGCCCGGGCCGACCUGGGCCCUCACUUUCCUGCCCCUGUGGCCCGGGUUGCCCCAGGCCGCGCGCAGCGCCCCCUGUCCGUCUGCUAGGGCGGCGCGCCCGGCGGCCGUCAGCGUCCCCCGGGGGGCAGGGGCUGCUGGCCGCGGCCGAGACGGCGGGUGGAGGGGGCCGGGACCACGCGCUGGCGGCGGAGGGAUCCCCCGACCCUUCCCCCCAUAUAAAGAGAUACAAUAUUUCCUUUUAUGGCGAGGCCGCUCCUUAUAUGGUGAGCCCCAGCGCCCCCGCCCCAUUGGUCCGUGGUUCCGGCACCUCCGCUCCCCAUUGGCCCACAAGAGGGCGCUUAUUUGCAUAGACAUACCGAACUCGUUGCUGUCAUCUCGCGUCAGACCGCGACUCCGAGAGGGGUGGAGCCGACGCCUCUUAAAGGAACCGGAGAGCAGGCACGAUUCCACCUCCCUGAACCCGAGAAUGAUAGAACGGUUUGGGAGGCACCCGCGGAGAAGCAGGCGACGAAACUUUCCCACCAGGCUGGCUCGAGGAUCUUCAUUCAUCAUCCUCUGCACUGGGGGGUCUUUGGCAGACAUACAUCUGGAAAAGGCUGGUGGAGGGGAGGGCGAGAGACAGAGAGCGGCCUCCCAGUCCUGAGGCGGGCAGGGAGGAGAGACGGAGAUCAGUGAAGACUUCCAGCUGCAGGCUGGACUUGGGGAGGAGGACGUCCCGAGGAUAAAGCCCACCCUACAGCCAGUGCAAAGACUUGGGAAAGUGUGGCCCGACAGAAAGUUUAAGCCCAAGCAAGCACGCUCGCGCGCACACACGCACAUACACACCCUUCUCUGGAAAGCCCAUUGGAGGAAAAAAAAAAAGUUUCAGACAGGGUAUCGCUCUGUCGCCCAACCUGGAGUGCAGUGGCGCGAUCUGAGCUCAUUGCAACCUCCGCCUCCCAGGUUCAAGCGAUUCUCCCACCUCCGCCUCUCACGUAGCUGGAACUACAGGUGCGUGCCACCACUCUGGCCUAAUUUUUGUAUUUUUUGUAGAGAUGGGUUUUUGCCAUGUUGCCCAGACUGGUCUCGAACUCCUGGUCUCAAGCGAUCCUUCCCCCUCGGCUUCCCAAAGUGCUGGGAUUAUAGGCAUGAACCACCGUGCCCGGCAGAAAAAAAAAACAAAAAAACAAAAAACUUAAAAGAUUAGAACUGGGGUGCUGCAAAGUGAGGUUCAAGCUCUGGGUCUGGUUCUUUUCUCCAAAGCAGUGAAAAUAGCUUGGACUUUGCUGUUACAGAAUUAUUUAAAUCUGGAAUCUGCCUCUUGGUAAGCCCUGUGCCUGGAAACAAGUGACAAGUGAUCUGAUCUCUCCAGACGCAAUAUUCAUCAAUGUUGCUAUCCAUUCCAUGAGUUUUGGUUUUUUUUUUUUUUUGAGACAGUCUCGCUCUGUCGCCCAGGCUGGAGUGCACUGGCAUGAUCUCGACUCACUGCAACCUCUGCCUACCCAGUUCAAGCGAUUCUUCUGCUGCCUCAGCUUCCCAAAUAGCUGGGAUUACAGGUGCCCACCACCACACCUGGCUAGUUAUUUUGUAUUUUUAGUAGAGAUGGGGUUUCGCCAUGUUGUCCAGGCUGGUCUUGAACUGCUGACCUCAAGUGAUCCGCCCACCUCAGUCUCCCAAGGUGCUGGGAUUACAGGCGUGAGCCACCAUGCCGGGCCUAUUCCAUGAAAUUCUUAAUGCAGAUUUAAUGAGAUAAAGACUAAAGGGCAGAGUAAUUGGUCAGUGGUUAGGCAAUAGGAGUUACCUGGAGUAAGUCACCUCAUCCUAGGGAUAAAGCAUCUUGGCAUGUUUAAGGGGAUGGGAGGCAGUGAUUAUUCCUGCCUGAAAAAUUAUGAUUAAAUAAAGCAGUUGAUUGUAACCUAGUCACUACUGGUAGUGGUAGUGAUAUCAAUUCAGUAUACUACAAUCAACAUUUAAAAGAAUAAAUUAAUGGGUAUCACAAAAAGCAAGGGCAAAUAUUGUUGCAUAAAAGGUUUGUUUGCAUUAUAUAUAGGUUGAACCCUACAAAAUUGCCAUUUUAGGAAACAACAGGUGCUGGAGAGGAUGUGGAGAAAUAGGAACACUUUUACACUGUUGGUGGGACUGUAAACUAGUUCAACCCUUGUGGAAGUCAGUGUGGCGAUUCCUCAGGGAUCUAGAAAUAGAAAUUCCAUUUGACCCAGCCAUCCCAUUACUGGGUAUAUACCCAAAGGACUAUAAAUCAUGCUGCUAUAAAGACACAUGCACACGUAUGUUUAUUGCGGCAUUAUUCACAAUAGCAAAGACUUGGAACCAACCCAAAUGUCCAACAAUGAUAGACUGGAUUAAGAAAAUGUGGCACAUAUACACCAUGGAAUACUAUGCAGCCAUAAAAAAUGAUGAGUUCAUGUCCUUUGUAGGGACAUGGAUGAAAUUGGAAAUCAUCAUUCUCAGUAAACUAUCGCAAGAACAAAAAACCAAACACCGCAUAUUCUCACUCAUAGGUGGGAAUUGAACAAUGAGAACACAUGGACACAGGAAGGGGAACAUCACACUUCGGGGACUGUUGUGGGGUGGGGGGAGGGGGGAGGGAUAGCAUUGGGAGAUAUACCUAAUGCUAGAUGAUGAGUUGGUGGGUGCAGCGCACCAGCAUGGCACAUGUAUACAUAUGUAACUUACCUGCAUGUUGUGCACAUGUACCAUAGAGCCUAAAGUAUAAUAAUAAUAAUAAUAAUAAUAAUAAAAAGAAAAACAAAACAAAAUUGCCAUUUUAUAGGUCAAGAAGGUGGGAUAUUGUCAAUUUCUUAUAAUUCAGUGUAUGUGUGUAAUGGAUGACAACAUUAACUGCAUUUCUUACUGUGAGUCACAAUCCAAAAACUUGAAAAAUACUGAAAUAAAAUAUGUGCAAGUGAUCAGUAAAAUAUAGUGUGUAUAGUG
This is a messenger RNA of Pongo pygmaeus (Bornean orangutan), 3077 nucleotides long. RefSeq lists its product as uncharacterized. The transcript is spliced from 2 exons. The record is from RefSeq and is a predicted model, not a curated record. NCBI's taxonomy places the organism in Eukaryota, Metazoa, Chordata, Mammalia, Primates, Hominidae. Bases 1 to 789 code for a protein of 262 amino acids.